Bipolaris victoriae FI3 is the source of this 1023-nucleotide messenger RNA. RefSeq lists its product as hypothetical. NCBI's taxonomy places the organism in Eukaryota, Fungi, Ascomycota, Dothideomycetes, Pleosporales, Pleosporaceae. The record is from RefSeq and is a predicted model, not a curated record. Bases 1 to 1023 code for a protein of 340 amino acids. The transcript has a single exon.
AUGGCAGACUCUAUCCAUCCUGUCAAGGGCGAGAGGCCAGGCAAAACCGAAAAGCAUUUACAGUUCGAUAUCAACAAACCCCAGGUGACAUCACCGCCGUACACGGGAAGCGGUGACACCCUUCGUGACAACGAGGCUUGUGAUGACUACUCCAACCUAGAUGAUGAGGCAACUCUGAGCGGUUCUGGAAGCCUAGGGAGUUUCAACUUGGAGGGGCUGAGUAUGGCAGAUGAACAUCCCCGCUCUCAUCAACGCAGUGGAAAGGGCCACAACCAUCCUGUCCCGCGUGGUCCAAGGUAUCCCAACGUUAACAGACACGGUCCCCCUGGACGUGGCUUUUAUAGUCAUCACCGACAAGGCGCUGCGAACGCCGGGAGAGGUGGUUCUACAGGUUUCCGCAACCCCAACCCACCACUGGGUCCCGAUGCUCAGAUGCACCAAGACUUUCUCACGGUUCGCAACUCGAUGCGCCGUCAGUUUAAGAACUCAGAUGUAGCCAAGUGGAAGUUCGGCGACUAUGUCGCACAUCGCGAAGCAAUGGCUGCAUCAGAAGCCAACAAGCUCACACAUCAAGCCAAGGCGAAGGAAGAAGCUGGAGACUAUUCUUCAGCCAUUUCUCCAGCUACUCAGGCCUUUUUGCGUCGUUGCGGCCUCAACGGCAACUUUGACGAAGUUGGCAACUCCGGUCGUGCCCUUGGAGAGCAGACGAUAUGGUGCAAGGAUUGGCAGAAUGGAAAGGAAGAGGUUGCGCCCUGGCCUUCCUACUCUGAGAUGAGGUGGGAGGGUGACGAUAGGGCCAAGACAGGCGUUGGCCGCUUCCUCCCCCUACCACGCGAGCCAGGUCCUCCAGGUCUCACAUGGAGCCAACUCCCUGUCAUUGAGCAGUACCCCAUGGAUCAGGUCUGCCAGAUCCCGACUAUGGAGGAUGUCUACCUCCCUGUCGACCCCGACAUUGAGCCCGACCAUGAGUACCUCUGGAGCAAAGAGCUAGAGAAAGAGAUGGACGCCCUCCUGGAAUCCUGA